Rhagoletis pomonella (apple maggot) is the source of this 456-nucleotide messenger RNA. RefSeq lists its product as uncharacterized. Gene Ontology annotation, cellular component: membrane. Bases 1 to 321 code for a protein of 106 amino acids. The record is from RefSeq and is a predicted model, not a curated record. NCBI's taxonomy places the organism in Eukaryota, Metazoa, Arthropoda, Insecta, Diptera, Tephritidae. The transcript is spliced from 3 exons.
AUGGGUCCAGCUCAGCGGAAGAAACAACCUUUAUGUGUGAUAGAAUCGCUUGAUCAGUUUCACUGCUGUGGCCUACAUAACUACAGCGACUACACCUCUACGAAUUUGCCUUUGCCGGCUAGUUGCUUUUAUACGGAAAACGAUGCCUGGAUUUAUUAUACUGAUGGCUGUUUGGAGAAAGUAAAAUUUGCUGCUGGUAGAGCAAGUGAUGCAUUGUCCAUUGCUGGCUUUCUGCUUACUGCGACACAGGUGAUGGCCUUAAUAUUUUCAUCCGCUCUCACUUUAGCGUAUUAUCGAACUGGAGAGUACGAAGAGUUGUAGUAAAAAGCGAAAUUUUAGGUAGACAUAGAAUAUUGUCUUUACAUCACCUAAAAACUUGCAGAUUAAGCACUUCUAAAUCUUGAUAUUUUUCUAUCAAAAAUAAUUUAUUAAAAAUUAGCGUAUACAAAUUAAUAA